This is a messenger RNA of Fulmarus glacialis (Northern fulmar), 166 nucleotides long. RefSeq names its product protein ripply2-like. The record is from RefSeq and is a predicted model, not a curated record. Gene Ontology annotation, cellular component: nucleus. Lineage: Eukaryota; Metazoa; Chordata; Aves; Procellariiformes; Procellariidae. The annotation marks the transcript as partial. Gene Ontology annotation, biological process: embryonic pattern specification; negative regulation of transcription by RNA polymerase II. The transcript has a single exon.
ACUAUUUUGGCCCAAAUCGAGGUGCUAUGAUUACUUAUAUCAGGAAGCUGAAGCACUUCUGAAAAACUUUCCAGUUCAAGCUACAAUUUCCUUUUAUGAAGACUCGGACAGUGAAGAUGAUGAAGAUGAGCUGGAAGAAGAUGCAAGAACAGAAUCAGAUUGCUGA